Molecule: messenger RNA, 894 nt
Organism: Zea mays
Lineage: Eukaryota; Viridiplantae; Streptophyta; Magnoliopsida; Poales; Poaceae
Product: calmodulin
Exons: 2
Coding region: 110-559 (149 amino acids)
Cellular component (GO): myosin II complex
Molecular function (GO): calcium ion binding
Source: RefSeq, marked provisional
CGACGCCUCAAAUCGCUCCCUGCCUCUGGUCACCUCGCUUCCGCUCCCGGCUCCCCUCCGGCCACCCAGACAUCGUCCGUUCGCUCGCCAAGAGACAGGACCGGAGACCAUGGCGGACCAGCUCACCGACGACCAGAUCGCCGAGUUCAAGGAGGCCUUCAGCCUCUUCGACAAGGACGGCGACGGUUGCAUCACAACCAAGGAGCUCGGAACUGUCAUGCGAUCACUGGGUCAGAACCCAACCGAGGCUGAGCUCCAGGACAUGAUCAACGAGGUCGAUGCGGACGGCAACGGCACCAUCGACUUCCCGGAGUUCCUCAACCUCAUGGCCCGCAAGAUGAAGGACACCGACUCCGAGGAGGAGCUCAAGGAGGCGUUCAGGGUGUUCGACAAGGACCAGAACGGCUUCAUCUCUGCGGCGGAGCUCCGCCACGUGAUGACCAACCUCGGCGAGAAGCUGACCGACGAGGAGGUCGAUGAGAUGAUCCGCGAGGCCGACGUCGAUGGUGAUGGCCAGAUCAACUACGAGGAGUUCGUCAAGGUCAUGAUGGCCAAGUGAGUAAAGCCUGCGGUAACGGUAUAGUACCCCGCGGGAAUUGAAGGAGGAAACCAAACCGUGCAUCGCAUAUUAGAAAGGCAAUGCAGGUCUUGUUUCCUUCGUUUUCCCCAUGAAGAAACCGUACUAGCUGUAGCUGCUGAACGUUUGAGUCCCCCUGCUGCCACCCUUAUCUCCAUUUGUGUCAUCGAAACUCCGUGCUUCCCCUGCUGUGUGAAUCUGUACGGCUUUGCGUGUUCUGGACACUGAUUGCAGUUGGAUCCAGUUUGUAGUUCUAUUUGUUCAUCGAAUCUGCCCAGACUCCUUUGGUACCAUUCAACAGGCUGCUGCUUUCUGUU